AGUCACUAGCAGACAGUCCGUCCGUCAGUCUUCGAUCGUUCUUCGCUUGAGUCAGUUCCUUAGCAUCGUCAUCAGUAUGUCGAUAGUGCAGCUGGUGAUUCUGCUCGUCACACCGAUCAUCCUGUUGGUAGUCUACGUGAAACAACGGUAUUCCUUCUGGUCCCGUCAAAAAGUGCCCUUCAUCGAGCCACUAUUUCCGUUAGGAUCAUUCCAAAAUGUGCACAACAAAUCUUUCGCCGAUAUUUCCCGGGAACAGUACAACCAGAUGAAGGAUAGGGGACCAUUCCACGGAUUGUAUUUCCUCCUGCAACCACUCGUUGCUAUUACCGAUCUCGAUCUGAUCAAAACGGUCACCAUCAAGGAUUUCAACUAUUUCCCCGAUCGUGGAGUGUUUCAUAAUCCGAAGCGCGAUCCUCUCAGUGCUCAUCUCUUCUCCAUCGAGGGUAACAAAUGGCGCACGCUGCGAGCCCGACUGACACCCACGUUCACAUCGGGCAAGAUGAAGAUGAUGUUCCCAACAUUGGCCGCCGUUGGGGACAACUUCUCGGCGUUCCUGGUAAAGACGGUCGCUGAGGGGCGGGAGCUGGAGAUCAAGGAUUACGUGGCACGCUUCACGACGGACGUGAUCGGUAGCUGUGCCUUCGGGAUCGAGUGCAACAGCUUCGAGGAUCCAAACAGUCAGUUCCGGAAGUUCGGUGGGCUGAUUUUCGACAAACCAAGACACUCCCAACCGGUGCGUCUCUUUCUGAAACUUUUCCCGGAGGUGGGUCGGCGACUGGGCAUGAAAUCGCUGCGGGACGAACCGAGCCAAUUUUUCGGCAGGUUGGUGAAGGAUACGGUGGAUUAUCGCGAGAAGAAUAACAUCACGCGUAAGGAUUUUAUGAGCUUACUGAUCGAGUUGAAGAAUACCGGAGGACAGCUGACGAUCGAUGAGGUUGCGGCACAGGCGUUUAUAUUCUUCGGUGCCGGAUUCGAGACCUCCUCAUCCAAUCAGACGUUCUGUCUGUAUGAGCUGGCAUUGAAUCAGGAGUGUCAGGAGAAGGCCAGAAAGUGUGUUCAGGAGGCUCUCAAGAAGCACGGAGGAUUGACGUACGAAGCGGUGUCCGAUAUGGCUUAUCUCGACCAGUGCAUUAAAGAAACACUUCGUUUGUAUCCAUCCCUCCCGGUGCUGGAACGGAAAACGGUGCAAAAUUAUCGAAUCCCUGACAGUGACGUUGUGAUUCCAAAGGGCAUGAAGGUUCAAAUACCCGUCUUCGCGAUCCAUCGAGAUGAGCAGUAUUACCCGAAUCCGGAAGUGUUCGAUCCCGAUCGUUUUUGUCCGGAUGAAGUGGUCAAACGCCAUAUUUGUUCAUUUCUGCCAUUCGGGGAAGGCCCACGCGCCUGUAUUGGACUGCGCUUCGGGAUGAUGCAGUCUAGGGUGGGACUGGCGACCAUUUUGAGUAAUUUCAAAUUUAACAUUUGCCCGAAAACGGCAGUACCUCUGCAGUAUUCAGCCAGUGCGAAUGUGCUGCAACCAAAGGAAGGUUUGUGGCUAAAAGUUGAGCCACUCUAGUAAUGAUUUUUAAAUAUUUUUUUCCGACAUUCUCGUAUAAUCAAUAAAGCGAUAAAGGCUGUCAAAAACGAAUACAAUAA
Messenger RNA from Toxorhynchites rutilus septentrionalis, 1632 nucleotides. RefSeq names its product cytochrome P450 6a9-like. Bases 77 to 1552 code for a protein of 491 amino acids. The transcript has 2 exons. Lineage: Eukaryota; Metazoa; Arthropoda; Insecta; Diptera; Culicidae. Gene Ontology annotation, molecular function: monooxygenase activity; iron ion binding; heme binding. The record is from RefSeq and is a predicted model, not a curated record.